AUGGCGACCGAAUCUGUAAGAACGACGCAGGAGCAAAUGCAAAAUGGGCUUUCAACGGAAAAGAUCCGUAUGAUGAUUGAUGCUUGCGGAUCGGGUAAUACAGCCUUGAUUGAGCAGCUUGCUGCAGAAAACCCUUUAUUUAUUCGACAGCAAGAUUUUGAAACUGGAUUGUCGCCUCUAAUGGCAGCGGCCAAGACUGGAAAUUUGGAACUCUCUAAGCGCUUGCUCGAUCGGGGGGCACCUUGGAAUGCAGUAGAUAGGGAUGGAAACUGCGCAGGAAAUCAUGCCAUGAGUGGGGAACAUUGGGAACUCGUCAACUACUUAGUCGAAUGGGGCACUCGCGCGGAGUUAGUCCUCGGAGAAAUGCAAAGGUGUCAACAACAGGCAGGAAUCAGCAUUAUUCCGCAAGCACCCACAAAGGACCCCGGAUAUCAGUCAUCGACAAAAUCAGACUAUCUGAAGCACCAACUACGAUACAGCAAAGAUGGUAACGCACUUUUGGAUGGUGAUGAUGAUGCUGUUAUGAUGGAGUGGGAAAGGCCGAUUAUGAAAGCCCAUGCAUCAAUAAUGAUGCAGGCACCAGGAAAAAGAGUGAUGAAUGUUGGUUUUGGUAUGGGGAUUAUUGAUUCGAUACUGCAGGAGCACAAUCCUGCAUUGCACAUCAUAAUAGAGGCCCAUCCGGAUGUUUACCAGAAAAUGUUGAAGGAUAAGUGGGAUCAAAAACCAAAUGUCAAGAUAUUCCAUGGACGCUGGCAAGAUGUCAUACCACAGCUCGCAAAGGAAAAGGUCGAAGUAGAUGCCAUAUUCUAUGACACAUACGGAGAGCAUGCGUUUGACAUGGAAGACUUUCAUUUUGCGAUGUCUGACAUUCUUAGCAAACCGCUUGGAGUCUACUCAUUCUUCAAUGGUCUGGCACCAGACAAUCUAUUUUUCCACGGUGUUGCUUGUCAAGUUAUCAAGUUGCAACUUGGCAAACUAGGUUUUGAUUCAGAGUUUCUCCAAUGCCAAAUUGAAGUAAAUGACAACAAAGUUUGGGAUGGAGUUCGUAGGAAAUACUGGCACGGUCGAGACGUAUACUAUCUGCCGCGAAUAACUUGGAAUCAAGAGUACAUAGGUCGCAAGACAAAGGCAAAUAGUAACGAGGAGCACGUGGAUACGGACAUGGAAGAAAACAGCACCAAAAGACAACGAAGAUAA
Cylindrotheca closterium is the source of this 1197-nucleotide messenger RNA. The record is from the annotation of a GenBank genome assembly. NCBI's taxonomy places the organism in Eukaryota, Bacillariophyta, Bacillariophyceae, Bacillariales, Bacillariaceae.